This is a messenger RNA of Mangifera indica (mango), 2180 nucleotides long. RefSeq lists its product as uncharacterized. The record is from RefSeq and is a predicted model, not a curated record. The transcript has 8 exons. Lineage: Eukaryota; Viridiplantae; Streptophyta; Magnoliopsida; Sapindales; Anacardiaceae. The coding region runs from base 566 to 1696 and encodes 376 amino acids.
GUUUACGUUAAUGAUAUUGCACCACAUUUUAUCUUUUCUUUAAAUUUAUCAAUCACUCUCAUUUAACUUUCCCGCCCAACGUCCGGCGCCGGUUCGAUAACAUUUCACACAUUCAACUGAAAUUUGCAAGGGCUUGAAUUGGAGCUCAGAUAGAACGAGCCAGUUUAAAUAAGUAUUGGGUUCAUUUUCAUCACAAGUCAAGUUUGAUGCUAUACUAGUAUUGGGGCUGACUUUGAGCUGUAUUUUUUGGAUUCCAACUGAUAGCUUUGUUCAAGUUCGGCCCCGAUCAAAUCCAGACCUAUUUAUGUCCACAAAAAGCUAUUUUUUAAUCUUUCUUUCAUUUGAAGAGAUUAACAUUCACAGUGGUUGUUAAAGAUAAUGUCAAUCUGGGGUUUCUUUUUUCUUUUGAUAGAGGCUUGGUCCUUUGAAGAGUAAGCUCUUUGCGUCACGGAUUCUGAACCUCCAACCUUAGCUUUCAAAACGAGGUCUUAUUAGAAGAAGAAUUUGGCUUAAGUUGGCCAACCAUAAAAUCAACCUUAAGCUAUUUACCGUUUGAUGGACUGUGAUGGAUGAAGUGGAGCUUCCUUUUAAGGUUGACCAACUGGUAGAGUCGAGAUCUUUCCUUAGGGGUUAUCGUGGUGCAUGGUUUCGAUGCAAGAUAAAGGAGAUUGGUUCGAGGAAAAAGGAGACUGUGCAUGCCUUGGAAUUUUAUGAUUUUCCAGAUGAAAAAAUACGGUGGACAAAGUUAUAUCAGAAGCCCUCUUCUGGUAAUAAAUCGAAGGUGAUAAAUAGGCAAUUAAUGGUUCGCCCGUACUUUCCUCCUGUUUAUCGUGAAUGUCAAAAGCCUGAUAUCAAUACCAUUUCAGAAGUAGUGGUCAUUGUCAGAGAUGAAUGGAAGGUGGGAGAUUUGGUUGAUUGGUGGGCUGAUAAUUGUUAUUGGUCUGCUACGAUAACAAAAAUAUUAGGGGAUGGGAAGGCCCAGAUUGAUUUCCCAGAACCUCCAGUGGGGGAGGGAUCAUCUUAUGAAGUUCUCUGCAGCGACCUACGCCCAUCCUUAGAUUGGUCUCUGAAUGAUGGCUGGACUGUACCUAUUCCUGAGAGAGAAGGCUGUCAUUGCUGUGCUUGGUUAAUCAAGCCGGUGAAUCAAGGAGGCUUGCAAAAGUCAGCCGCAUAUUCUGUUGAUGAAGUGAGAAAGGAUGCUCAAAGAACAGCUGAAGGGUCAACCGAUUUUAAUGCGUCAUUCUCUUCUCAUGUUUCAGCUAGUUCACUACCACAUAUAGAUAGAUCGGAGAGACUUGCGAAGCGACCUUUCAGUCCUGCUGCAUGCCAGGAAACAUGUACACUGGAAAAAAAUAUGGGCUUUGAUGUGGUGGAUGUUGGUAAUGGGAAAUCUAGCUAUUCAGACAGUGUGUCAAGUUCACAUGUUCGAGAUGCAAUGGCUGAAAUGGCCGGAAUUGCUGCUGAGAAAAACAGUUGUCAGAAUAGUGGAUCCCCAAAGAAGGCAAGAGAUGAUGGAAGCAUUCCUUUAAAUUCUUUGUUUGAUGAUACAAUAGAAGCAGCAAUCUUGGAUUUGGAGGAGCUUGUAAACCGGGUGAAAUGGAUUAAGGGUAUUUUACAUGUGGGGAAUUAUCCUCCAUUAUAUACUCGGCCUUCAUGGAAAUUUUUGAAACAUCGGUCAUCAUCACUACCAAAAUGAGUCCACUUCUCAAAGAAAGGUGAAUUCACAUGACUUAUUAUCACUCUUGGUUAUAAGAUAAAAUUUCAUCCAGUUCGACAAAACUUCUGUCUUAGUGAGUUUCAUCAUAGAAAUUGUACUGCUGUCGAUGGCUGAAUUGAAUCUACAGUCAAGCUGGGAUGUGCAAUGCCUGCAUUUAUAUUUCUCAUUUAUUAUCGCACAUCUUAGAGGGGAAGCGAAUUUAGCGGAGUAAACUUUCCAGCUUAGUUUUACUUUCUGGUAAAAAUUUCCUUAGUUGGAUUCAUUUUUAGCCCAGGAUUUAUUUGCUUUCAACUUGUUAGGGAGGGAUUGUGAUGGAAGUAUCAAUUUCUGGAGAUGUUGUAGAGGGAGCAGUAAGUUCUGGCGAGAGAUAGUGGAGGAAUACUUUUAAUAUUCAACUUCAUGUAUAUACGUUGUGCAUAUACAUUAUAUAUAAUCCCCAAAAAUUUUACAUUUUUGGUAAGCA